This is a messenger RNA of Adineta steineri, 288 nucleotides long. NCBI's taxonomy places the organism in Eukaryota, Metazoa, Rotifera, Eurotatoria, Adinetida, Adinetidae. The record is from the annotation of a GenBank genome assembly.
AUGCAACUCACAGAUAAAAAUUUUCUAUUCCUAGCACUCACUAGUCUAGAUCUCUCUGGCAAUCGAAUUGGUCAGGUUGGAGCGGAAUAUUUGGCUGAUGCAUUACAACACAACACAACAAUCAUCAUUCUAGAUCUCUCGGGCAAUCAAAUCAGUCAUGUUGGAACACAGUAUUUAGCUGAUACAUUACAACACAACACGACACUUACCACACUGAAACUCGGAAAUAAUCCUAUCGGCGAGGAUGGAGCACAAUAUUUAGCUGAUGCAUUACAACACAACACAGUA